GAAACACGGAUUCAUGUGCAAAUAUUUCGAAGUGCAUGCACAAAGGGUGACCAUAAGCCCUACAUAGAGUUCAAUUAUUCCCACGCUCCGUGAAUGUAACAUCAGACACAAGACAAACAUGGCGACUGCCUUCAGCAUGGCAGCUAGAGUUGGACGCGCUGCACUGACUGUGCUGAAGCCGGUCGCUAGACAUUAUUCAAGGCAGAGGAGCAGCGUAGUUAUCCCGCACCGCUUCUCUCACAAAGCCCACAGCAGUUUGUACGAGCAUGUCCGUGAAGGCUACAGUGACAAACCAGAGCUGGACAUGACAGCAGUGUGCGAGCACACUGACUCGGUCAUCGCUAAUGUGGAGAGCAGGAAGGGAGACCUGCGGGGGGAGGAUGUCAGGAACAUUGUGUGUGUGUGGCAGCAGCUCCAGGCUGUGAGGACAGAAAUCUCUGAGCUGGAGAUGCAGAAGAAACACAUCAGUGAAACAGUCAAAGCACUCGUGACCAAGAAUGACAAGAAAGCCCUCGCCAAUCUUCCAGAGUACAAGCAGGCUCUGCAGAAGGGUCGAGACAUCCGCAACAGACUGAAUCAGCUCUACGACAAAGAGACUGAGCUGGAUCAGGAACACUACGGACGAGCGCUCCGACUUCCCAACACCACACACCCUGAUGUGCCAGUUGGAGAUGAGAGCCAGGCGAGGGUGGUGGAGCUGGUUGGACAGAAACCAGAGUUUGACUUCAAGCCCAGAGGCCAUGUAGAACUGGGGGAGGAGUUGGGUCUCAUCAGGCAGAGGCAUCUAGCUCAUGUCUCAGGCCACAGGUCCUACUAUCUGAGGGGAGCAGGGGCCAGACUUCAGAUUGCACUCCAAAACUUCGCCCUCGACACACUGCAGCGUCGGGGCUUCAUUCCCAUGGUUGUACCUGACAUCCUGAAGGGGGCAGUGUUUGAGGGUUGUGGUAUGCAACCCAACGCCCAUCGCUCUCAGGUCUAUUCACUGGACCCGGCUCGUUUCCCAGACCUCAACCUGGCAGGGACCGGAGAGGUGGGAGUAGCAGGUUAUUUCAUGGAUCAUGCAGUAAACUGGAAGGACCUGCCUGUCAGGACGGUGUGCAGCAGCACCUGCUACAGAGCAGAGACAGACACCGGCAGAGAGACCUGGGGCCUCUACAGAGUUCAUCACUUCAACAAGGUAGAGAUGUUUGGAGUGACAGCAGAUGAGACAGGAGAGGAAAGCUCUCAGCUGCUGGAGGAGUUUGUCUCUUUGCAAAAAGAGAUGUUUUCUGCACUGGAGCUACACUACAGAGUGCUGGACAUGCCAACUCAGGAAUUGGGUCCUCCAGCGUACAGGAAGUAUGACAUUGAAGCCUGGAUGCCUGGGAGGAACAGCUAUGGAGAGAUUUCCAGUGGGUCCAACUGUACAGACUACCAGAGCAGACGCCUCAACAUCCUGUAUGAGAGAGAGGAUGGCAGCCUGCAGUACGCCCACACAGUGAACGCUACAGCGUGUGCCAUCCCUCGAACGAUUAUCGCUAUCCUGGAGACUCACCAGACAAAAGAAGGAUCAGUACGUGUCCCCCGAGCCCUGCAGCCUUAUUUUGGUCUCGAAGUGAUUGAGAAGCCAAAGUGUACUCCGCUGAAAUACAUCGGACCAAACCAGCACACCCGGCCACCCAGACCCGCUCCCAAAACCAGAUGACACACUUACAAGUGUAGCGCUCUCACGCCAGCCAUCGGCCACAAACACCUCAACACAUUCAAGCCAGAAAGAAAGUAGAUAUUUAACUAAUGCAAGAAGUUCUUCAUACAUGUUGUACGUCUGUUUAAAAGCUGUAAAUCUCCAUUAUGCUUGAAACUUUUUGAGUUGAGAGUGAAUUGAGUGCAUCUCUGUUUUGAGGCACUGGAUCCAAGCUCAACCCAGCUGUUAACUGUCGAUGUAAAUAUAUUUAUGUCUCAUCUUUUGUGAAAUGCAAUGAGAAGUGUGAAUGUAAGCCUGAAUAUGUGUUUUCCAGAUAACGAGGCGAACCAUAAUAGUGGAUAACCAAUUAAAAUAAGUUAAAAGUG
This is a messenger RNA of Thunnus maccoyii (southern bluefin tuna), 2049 nucleotides long. It is a transcript of the gene sars2, whose product is annotated as seryl-tRNA synthetase 2, mitochondrial. Gene Ontology annotation, cellular component: mitochondrion. Gene Ontology annotation, biological process: mitochondrial seryl-tRNA aminoacylation. The record is from RefSeq and is a predicted model, not a curated record. The transcript is spliced from 16 exons. The coding region runs from base 119 to 1684 and encodes 521 amino acids. Lineage: Eukaryota; Metazoa; Chordata; Actinopteri; Scombriformes; Scombridae. Gene Ontology annotation, molecular function: serine-tRNA ligase activity; tRNA binding; ATP binding.